Orbicella faveolata is the source of this 1720-nucleotide messenger RNA. RefSeq names its product galactose-1-phosphate uridylyltransferase-like. The record is from RefSeq and is a predicted model, not a curated record. Gene Ontology annotation, biological process: beta-D-galactose catabolic process via UDP-galactose, Leloir pathway. Gene Ontology annotation, molecular function: UDP-glucose:hexose-1-phosphate uridylyltransferase activity; zinc ion binding. NCBI's taxonomy places the organism in Eukaryota, Metazoa, Cnidaria, Anthozoa, Scleractinia, Merulinidae. Gene Ontology annotation, cellular component: cytoplasm.
GAGUCUAUAUAAUUCUUGACCUUUCUUGGUAUGGUUUGUUUGUUUUACAAUUUCUAAAUGUGCAAGGUUUUAGAUCAGGUUUUAGUAGACUUCUUGGACGGAGACAUGUCGUCAAAACGAGGCUUCCGCGCCUCACGUGAAACCGACAUGACAUCGACGUGACUGGGACUGGAUCGUAAACAAAGAUGGCGGACGGCAGCAAGGCGGAAUGUUUGAAUGCGGAUCACUCCAUCCCAGAGAGUAAGGUAAAAUCCUUUGAUCCAACUGAAUAUCAGCACACUAGAUACAAUCCUCUUCGCGGAGACUGGAUUCUUGUUUCCCCUCAUCGAAUGAAAAGACCGUGGAAAGGGCAAGUUGAAAAGCCACAAGAACAAGAAAUUCCACGCUGGGACCCCAAGAACCCGUUAUGUCCGAGAACAGUUCGUGCUAGUGGGAAGGAAAAUCCUGAUUAUGAAAGUACAUAUGUGUUUGAGAAUGACUUCCCUGCCCUGUUACAAGAAGAAGCACCUUUACCAGGUCCCUCUGGUCAUCCUUUGCUGAAAUGUGAACCAGCUCAAGGAACAUGCCGAGUGAUGUGUUUUCAUCCAUGGUCUGAUGUCACUCUUCCUCUUAUGUCCACUGAUGAAAUCUUGGAAGUCAUAAGAGAAUGGAUUCGACAGUAUCAGGAUUUAAGUAAAACAUACCGUUGGAUUCAGAUUUUUGAGAAUAAAGGUGCUGUCAUGGGAUGUUCAAAUCCUCACCCACAUUGUCAAAUCUGGGCAAGUUCCUUUCUACCAAAUGAAGUGGCUGCAGAGGAUCGUACUCAACGGGAAUAUCUAAAUGAACAGAAAGUGCCAAUGCUGGUACAAUAUGCAAGACUGGAGGCAGAACAGAAGGUUCGCAUUGUUGUGGAAAAUAAAGACUGGAUUGUAGUGGUACCUUACUGGGCAACUUGGCCUUAUGAAGUUCUGCUCCUUCCAAGAAGACAUGUCAUGAAAUUAUCAGAUCUUACAGAAGAAGAGCAAAAAUAUCUUGCUGACAUCAUGAAGAGAUUUCUCACAAAAUAUGACAACUUGUUUGAAGUUUCAUUUCCUUACUCUAUGGGCUGGCAUGGGGCACCUACAGGUAAACAGGAUACAGACUGUAGUCACUGGCACUUACAUGCUCAUUACUAUCCUCCCUUACUUCGUUCUGCCUCGGUGAAGAAAUUCAUGGUUGGUUAUGAAAUGUUAGCUCAGUGCCAAAGAGACUUGACAGCAGAACAGGCAGCAGAAAAACUUAGAAAUCUCUCAGAAAUUCACUACAAGAAUAAAUAAGUAACUGAAAACAAGAAUGCCACUUGAAGAAUUGGUCCACAAACUAAUGGUCACUGAUCCAGCAUAUCCACCAAGGCAUCAUGACCUGAUUGGCCACAAGCAACAGAGUUGCACUAGAACUCUGGACACAAUUACACGUUAUAGGGCAGGCUUUUUUUUUCAAUUAAAUGAUAUAAUUAUAUUAUAGAGUUAGAUUUUCAAAGCAAAGGGUUUGGUAGGAUUCAAUUAAAAUUAUCUUCAGGUUAAUCUGAGGGACUGUGCUUAAUUUGUCUGAAAAGGCUCUGUCCAAAAAUGUAGCACAUAGAAAUGACAUUUAGGACACUUGUGAAAAAGAAAAUGACUAAAAGAAUAAAAACAGUUUGCAAGAUUCUUAACCUUAAGGAAGAAGCAACAAGUUUAUUACAAUGAAUUAUUUAAAAAAACAA